CGCUGAAGACGGCGACGUGGCUGAAGGAGGCCGGUUUGUUUCGGAACUGAGGCUCAAGCACAGCCGCUCAGGAUUGGUGCUAGGCUGGGCCGGGGUCUUUGGCCGGAAGCGGAAGUGGAGAAAGGAUGCAGGACCAUCAGCACGUGCCCAUCGACAUCCAGACCAGCAAGCUGCUCGGUAGGAGAGGGCGCCCCCGCGCGGUCGGCUCUCGGGGGAGGUCUGCUAGUUGCCCCCUGUCACCAACCAGCAGCCAGGAGCUGUGAAAGUCCCAGCUGAGACUGGCUGGUGGACAGAAGACACUGUAACCUAAAAUGGCAGAGCCUGGUGCUGACCAUCCGGGAAAAAAUCAACACUGCCAUCCAGGACAUGCCAGAGAGCCAGGAGAUUGCCCAGCUGCUCUCUGGAUCCUACAUUCAUUACUUCCACUGCCUAAGAAUAGUGGACCUUCUUAAAGGCACCGAGGCGUCCACCAAAAAUAUUUUUGGCCGGUACUCUUCACAACGGAUGAAAGAUUGGCAGGAGAUCGUAAGCCUGUAUGAGAAGGACAACACCUAUUUAGUGGAACUCUGUAGCCUCCUGGUUCGGAAUGUCAGCUAUGAGAUCCCCUCGCUGAAGAAGCAGAUUGCCAAGUGCCAGCAACUGCAGCAAGAAUACAGCCGCAAGGAGGAGGAGGGCCAGGCUGGGGCCGCUGAGAUGCGAGAGCAAUUCUACCACUCCUGCAAACAGUAUGGCAUCACGGGAGACAAUGUCCGAAGAGAACUUCUGGCCCUGGUGAAGGACCUGCCAAGUCAGCUGGCUGAGAUAGGGGCAGGGGCUCAGUCCCUGGGGGAGGCCAUUGACCUGUACCAGGCCUGUGUGGAGUUUGUGUGUGACAGCCCCACAGAGCAAGUGCUGCCCAUGCUGCGGUAUGUGCAGAAGAAGGGAAACUCGACGGUGUAUGAGUGGAGGACGGGGACAGAGCCCUCUGUGGUGGAGCGACCACAGCUGGAGGAGCCUCCUGAGCAGGUGCAAGAGGAUGAGAUCGACUGGGGUGACUUUGGGGUGGAAGCUGUUUCCGACUCUGGCAUCGUUGCUGAGACUCCUGGAAUAGACUGGGGUAUCUCCCUGGAGUCAGAGGCCAAGGAUGCUGGGGCUGACAAGAUAGACUGGGGUGACGAUGCUGCUGCUGCUUCAGAGAUCACCGUGCUGGAGACAGGAACUGAGGCUCCGGAGGGUGUAGCUCGGGGCUCAGACGCUCUGACUCUUCUGGAAUACCCUGAAACUCGGAAUCAGUUCAUUGAUGAGCUCAUGGAGCUUGAGAUCUUCUUGUCUCAGAGAGCAGUAGAGAUGAGCGAGGAGGCCGACAUCCUGUCCGUGAGCCAGUUCCAGCUGGCUCCUGCCAUCCUCCAGGGCCAGACCAAAGAGAAGAUGCUCAGCCUGGUGUCCACGCUGCAGCAGCUGAUCGGCCGGCUCACCAGUCUGCGGAUGCAGCACCUGUUUAUGAUUCUGGCCUCGCCAAGGUAUGUGGACCGAGUGACAGAGUUCCUCCAGCAGAAGCUGAAGCAGUCGCAGCUGUUGGCUUUGAAGAAGGAGCUGAUGGUGGAGAAGCAGCAGGAGGCGCUUCAGGAGCAGGCAGCUCUGGAGCCCAAGCUGGACCUGCUGCUGGAGAAGACCAGAGAGCUGCAGAAACUGAUUGAAGCCGACAUCUCCAAGAGAUACAGUGGCCGUCCUGUGAACCUGAUGGGGACCUCUCUGUGACGCGCUCCCUCUGUGUCCUCCACCCUCCUUCCCAGCUACCAGGAGGAGGUGGGACAGCCCAGGCUGAUGCUACUGGGCCUCACCAGCAAGAAGUCAGGCGGACUUGGAGACAGAGCCAUGAGGAAGGGUCACACCAUGAUCUCUGCAAGCAGUUGUCUUGAGUGGCUCUGGCCUGUCAGCCUUAAGGCACACUUGCUGCUUCUAGUUGUCAAGUGAGGCUUAAUAAAAGGAAGUGACUCUCCUUCGUGGCUGGCAGUCACUUGCACCACCACGCUGAGCCUGCUUGAAGUUGAAGCUGUGCACAUGUUUUCUUAAUUCUUGAUCCAAGGAGGCCUUGAGCAAUUGUAGAGCCCCAGGUUAGAGGCUUUUCUUCCUGGCUUUUGGUGGUACCUGACCCCAUAAGCAUUUAUAAAUGGUUCAGCAUGUGGUUUGGGGCUGGCCAGUACAGCUUUGCCCCCUUCUGUCACCAGGCUCAUGCUGUCCUGCCCCAGUCGGCAGCCCAGGGGGAGCAGUCAGCCUGCCCUGUGAGACCCUGCAGAGGUGUAUUUUUCCUCUUAAUCACUGCUUACUGGCUAGUCAGGGGGAAAUGUGGUUUGGGGAGGCAGGGUCUGAUAAACAAGGUGGAGACAAGA
Molecule: messenger RNA, 2369 nt
Organism: Mus musculus (house mouse)
Lineage: Eukaryota; Metazoa; Chordata; Mammalia; Rodentia; Muridae
Gene: Cdk5rap3
Product: CDK5 regulatory subunit associated protein 3
Exons: 14
Coding region: 367-1737 (456 amino acids)
Biological process (GO): apoptotic nuclear changes; mitotic G2/M transition checkpoint; ribosome disassembly
Cellular component (GO): microtubule; cytoplasm; cytoskeleton
Molecular function (GO): mitogen-activated protein kinase binding; MDM2/MDM4 family protein binding; protein kinase binding
Source: RefSeq, marked validated